Messenger RNA from Oncorhynchus nerka (sockeye salmon), 7618 nucleotides. RefSeq names its product SIN3-HDAC complex-associated factor-like. Gene Ontology annotation, biological process: negative regulation of cell migration. Bases 2615 to 3385 code for a protein of 256 amino acids. NCBI's taxonomy places the organism in Eukaryota, Metazoa, Chordata, Actinopteri, Salmoniformes, Salmonidae. Gene Ontology annotation, cellular component: Sin3-type complex. The transcript has 7 exons. The record is from RefSeq and is a predicted model, not a curated record.
CAUUACUUUGACAAACAGACAACCAAUUAUAUUUAAAAUAAUCUUCACACUAUGUGCUGAAGUUAUUCGAGGAUGUAGGCUAUUUAACGUGGUUAAAUAUAUCGGUAAGCUAUGAAAACCUUUUUUUUAAUAUCCUAAAUUGUUUUGAACUUUUUGAUGAGUUAACUAAUGUGUUUUACUUCAGUGUUUGGCAGCCAAUGACAAGCACUGGGAAUUGUAUUCGUGUUAAUAUGCGCGCUCCUUUCUUCUGCUUGGCAUUUGGUGUCCGGUGACAAGGAAUGCUCACAUUCCUAGAUCAGGACUAGUCCUACAAAUGUUUGUUUCUGUGCAACUCAACCAUUGUAACCCGCACUGUUUUAAUUUAGUUAGAUGUAUUGUUUUUUCAGUUAACUUAUUGAUGUUAUGUAGGCUGGUUUCGUUUUCAAAAUACCCCAUACUUCCGCAUCAACAAAACCUUACAUGCAAACGGUGUAGGCUAUUUGACUGCGAGUUAACAAUUUCGUUGUGAUUUAUCAAAUGACAAUUCCAAUCUGAGUGCAAGACUGGGUGUCGUUUGAGUGACAUGUGGGUGUGUGGCUCUGCGCCAAACAUGCCACUGGGUCUCCUUUCAAUAUUGUUCAACCCUGGAACUUGUUUGCAUACAUCGACUGUUCGGGUCUUAUAUCCUUUAUUUCACACUUGUAUUAAUACAAUUCCUAAAUGUAAGUAGCAAACAGCUUCUCUGAAAAUGUGCAUGUUUACAGUCCGGUUAUGAGUUUGGAACCUUCCCAUUGACGCAUAAUUAUUCGGGAAACAGAGACUUAGUCAUGCAGAAAGAUGCGGUGUUAAGUGACACUUUGUAUCAAGUAGUUGUUUUACGAACUCUUUGAAGCAGCAUUCGUACUCGUAAGCUGGUCAAAUUGUGUCUUAAUAUGGAUGCUGCGUGGGAACCAGAGGGGACCAUGCUUUCUCCGUGGGUGGUAAUGAUCGAUGUACAUUUUCGACGCAUGUAGGGCUUUUAAACAAACAAACAAAAUAUUCAAUAAACCAGUCGGCAAUGCAGUGGUUGUUACAUUUGAUCUAAUUAUUGAUGAAGAAAACGAUUCAAAGCAGAUAUUUUGAUCGUAGUAAAUUUCGCAAGCAACACCACGGGUUCAGUGUACAGUCGGCACCAUGCCGCCCGCCUGCAUCCUUCGAAGCAUGUUGCCAUUUUCGAGUUAGGCAAUAGGCCCUACGUCAGAGCUGGUAUUAUACAAUCGUUUGUGCUGUUCAAGAUUUACGACCAGUCCCACUGACCAUAUUUAUGGCUUUUACGGUGUGAUAUUUGUUGUUUCUAAGUAGGCUAUUCAGUUCACCGUCUUUAGCUUAACAUUUUUGCAUGAUGAAACACAGCCUCAAUCACGAUGUAUCAACUCCCUUUUAUCGAUUUUCAUAUCAUAAUCGGCUCUGUGACCACUGACAUUUGAGCAUCACAUGGAUGCUGCCACAUGCCCGCAACCCUGCCAUAGGGUGUCAGGACCACAUGGCUUUUCGUUGCAUCAGCACUGCGGUUGCAUAACAGCGUCGCUGUACAUGGCCAGGCUGUCCUGUUCUGGUCUCAUUGACGUGAUGACGGAUAUCCUAGUUCUCUGUCUGGGAUGCAAUGCUAGCGUUAAGGGGGCUCGUCUCCACAGCAUUGUGUGACGCAGGCCUAUGACUGUAUAUUAUGUUCAUAGUAAUGCAUGAACAGGGCCAUAUCCAUGUACUGCUUUUCUAUACAACUAAAACACUCCAGAAUGCUGUUUGGAGAACAGCAAAAAUGACUCCAUCCAUUAUCUUGGCUGCUGUAGGUUGUUUCACCUCAGUCAAUCUACAAAUACAGCUUAUUAGCUAUACAAUUGUAAUGUUAAGCUGGGAAAUGUGAGAAAUUAUUCAUACUUUAGCAUCGGAUGAAAUUAGAAUUUAUUACAUUUUAUACAACUGUAUUUAUUGAUUGCAUUUUAAUGUAGGCCUAUAAGGGAAGAUAUUUGAAUUUAAAACAUGUUUUUUUAAGCUUUUAACUUUUUUGAGAAUAUUAUUUAGAUUCUCAGGGGACCGCCCCAAAUGAGGCACUGACUCCCAAGUUUUGGAUCCACUGUACUAACCUCUGAGUGCAUCCUCUCUGUCUUUGCGUUCUCUUGCAUGCAAUUGCACAUGCCUCAGCCACACCACUUUCUCUCAGUAGCCUACUUACUCUCUUUAUAGCAAAGUUAUGAGGACUUAGUAGUAGGGUUGCAAAGGGUCAGAAACUUUCCAGAAAAUGUCCAUGGGAAGUUAAGCCAGGGAAUUUUGCAAAAAUGUAUCCAAAAAGUUAGUUUAUAACAGUGAAUUUUUGUUGUGGGAUACAUAAGGCAAUUCUAGGUCUUGUGGCAUAUUCUAGUUAAACGAUCCCCAAUUGCAACCCUCUGCAUGCACAGUGCAUUCUUCCAUCAUAUGUACAGCUGAUUCUCAAGAUCUUGCAGACAAUGAUAUGCUAUUGAGCCCACACUACUGCACUGGAGGACUACAUGCUUUCUGAAAUGCCACAGGCACUGAUGUGUGGCGACAUUUCACUGCAGCUAAUAUAGAAGGAAAGCUGUGUACAUUUGCAAAUGCUGUGUGAAAUCAUAUGUGAAAGAUGCAGAAUCAUCUGGCCAAGUGCAUAAAGUUCCCCCAGCGCUCACAACAAGCAACCUCUGACAAAGUCCCUCUACUUCUAUUCAAGAUGUUUGGCUUCCAUAAGCCCAAGAUGUACCGGAGCCUAGGCGGUUGCUGUAUCUGUCGGGCCAAGUCCUCCAGCUCCCGCUUCACCGACAGCAAGCGCUAUGAGCGGGACUUUCACAGCUGCUUUGGGCUGAGUGAGGUGCGUUUUGGGGAGAUCUGUAAUGCCUGUGUUCUCCUGGUGAAAAGGUGGAAGAAACUCCCAGCUGGCUCCAUAAAGAACUGGAAUCACGUUGUUGAUGCUAAAGGUUCCGGGUCGAGCUGGAAGAUGACCGUGAGGUCCAAGAAGAUGAAUAGAGCCAGGCCAAGCCAGAUCAGCCGAGUGCAGAAGGAGCUCAAGAGACUCAACUCUGACGCCCACAGCACCACCUCCAGUGCCUCCCCUGCCCAUUCUCCCAGCUACAGCAACCAAUCAGACGAGGGCUCGGACAUGGAACUCUCACCUGGUGCCACCCACUCGCCAGUCUUCUCUUUCCUGGACCUCACCUACUGGAAAAGGCAGAAGGUGUGCUGUGGCAUCAUCUACAAGGGACGCUUCGGAGAGGUACUCUUAGACCCCCACCUCUAUAAGCCCUGCUGCCAGAAGAAACAACAGCAUGAGCCAGAGGAGGAAGCACAGGCGAGCAGGGCGAACGUGAUGAGCCCCACGCCACCGAACAUCCCACUCACUCCCCCAGGUCAAAGAUGAGGGGCGGAGGAACAGUGGGGAUUUGAUGUCAUAAUGUCUCACAGAGAAAUCACAUGACACUCUACAGAAGUCAGGUGGAGACCGUUGGGAUUUUAUGACGUUCUGGAGCGCUCUCAAGACAGUCUUCUGGGAUUGCUUUCUAUUCAAGGGCAGCUGGACUACUUCUAAAAUGUUGCGUUCUGUACCAGGAGGGCAAGGUUUGUAAUUUUACAUCUGUUAACAAUGAUGGACUCUUGCCUCCCCCCUUCUCUCUGAGUGCUAUGAGAUUGUGAAUAUUCACAAUUUGUUUUCAAUAUAAAAUGCUGGAUCCACUAAAGCUGUAUGAGAAAUGGAGACCUCUGGAACUGUACCUUUUUGUAGUAGGAUAGAGCCAUAUCCAUUAGGAUAGAGAACAGCCUUCCACACUCUGCCUUCUCCUGUCCUGUACCCCAUACACACACUGGGUCUGGUCACUUUCUGAAAGGAUUUAUUCUCUUUUAUUUAGCUUGUCCUUCCCUUAAUCAACAUGGUCAUUGAUCAGACUCCUAAUAAAGGGUAAAGCUGUAGAAAUUUGGCAAAAUCAAUUUGUCAGAGGUGUGGGAAGCAAUUCAGCUGUUUUUAAAAAAAAAUCUGACCAGAGCCUUAUUCUUUGAGGUUUCUUUGUUAAAGGGACACGUCUACACAACCAAUGUCAUAUCCAGCCUUGAUUGUGCACCGGGUGUACUCUCUGAUAUAUUAAUACUAUACUCUUUCCAGUGCACAAUUUAACAUUUGAUAUUGUAAUAUGUAAGGCCAGUGAUAUUGUUCCGUGUCUUUGGAUGUACAUACAAAGCACAUUCAAACGUUUGAGGGAGCCUAUAGUGUGCCCUAUAGCGCUCUCGAUCGCCAGUCCUCACCUGAACCAAUAUAAGCUAAAAACCCACAAACUGACCUUGGAGCAGCACUUUUUGAACACUUCCUAUCUCAGUCUACAGACCAGUUCCAUUUAGUUUCCUAGCCCCUUAGAGCAUAUCUGAAGGUGACGGUAUAGUGGACACUUAUUUAUUCCUUUUUAGUUCUUUGAACACAAACGGGGUUCCGGGAAGGGGCUAUGGUGCUAAAUGGAACAAGGCCUAUGGACCCUCUUAUGAUGUCAAGAAAAGACUGGCGAGUGGGCCAACCAAAAAGCUUCCCUGGUUUUCUCCUAUUGAGAAUUUUGAUGCCCUUUAAUUGUGCUUUAAGUUUGCUGCCUUUCCAGAACUUUUCGAGUCCUGCGCGAUAAGUUGUACAAAUCCGUCUACAUCUUUUGCAUGAUGUUAGUGGUGAAAUAAUAACACUAUUUUCGUCUGCCACUUGGCCUCUGGCGCAAAUACUGUACAGCUCUGAAUAUUUUUGUGUAUAUAAGGGGGGGGGGGGGGGCUACAAUGUAAUGAAUAGAUCGCAAAAAAUAUUGUUCUUAGUAUUGUUAUAUAUGUCUCAUGGAUAUUGAGGGUGGUUCUAUACAAUUGUCAGUACAUGACGUUAACCGAGAAAGCCCCUCCAACAUCCCUCAUGUAGGCUACUUUUGUCGUCACUUAUUUCAAGAAAUGUCUUUUCAAGUUCUGUACCUCCUGCCCUAUCCACUACUGUUCAUGUAAUUUAAAUAUUCUUAAACCAUGGUAAUAUUUUCUGAAACAGACAUUUCAUUUCUAAGCUUUUUAUUCCCCAUGUCAGUGAAAUAGACUAGAGCCUGUAUCAACAUUGCAUAUUGGGGGGGUAUUGUAGAGCUCUGUCCAUGUAUUUGUUCAGUUAGUAUCUAGACGUGAAAGCUCACAUGCCAAAUUAACGCAUACUCAUUAUUGUGUGAACUCGUGCUCAAUUGAUCGUAUUUUAUUCUCUGCAUCUGGUUAAUAUUAGCACUGAGUGUACAAAACACUUCCUCUUUCCAUGACCGACAGACCAGGUGAAAACUAUGAUCUCUUAUUGUCACCUGUUAAGUACACUUCAAUCAAUGUAGAUUACGGGGAAACAGGUUAAAUAAGGAUUUUUUUAAAUCCUCGAGACAAUUGAAAUAUAGAUUGGGUAUGUGUGUCAUUCAGGGGGUGAAUGGGUGAGACAAAAGAUUAAAGUUUGUUUGAAUGGGGUAUGGUAGUAGGUGCCAGGUGCUCUGGUUUGUGUCAAGAACUGCAACGCUGCUGGGGUUUUCAUGCUCAACAGGUUCCCGUGUGUAUCAAGAAUAGUCCACCAACCGAAGGACAUCCAGCCAACUUGACACAACUAUGGGAACUAUUGGAGUCAACAUGGGCCGGCAUCCCUGUGGAAAGCUUUUGACUUCUUGUAUAGUCCAUGCCCUGAAUAAUUGAGGCUGUUCUGAGGGCAAAAGGAGGUGCAACUCAAUAUUAGGAAGGUGUUCCUAAUGUUUUGUACUCUGUAUGAUGGCAGCUAUUUCAACAUACAGAUGGUCACCAUGGUUUGAUCAAAGCUUUACUACAGAACCCUAUUUGUAAUGUAUUUAUGUAUAAAGGCAUCAGACAUGGGACUAUAUAUAAAAAGUGAUGUUCCUUUAGAUUCCUCUAAUCUUCAGGUUUGAUUGAAUGUUAGGGAAAGUGGUCAUUGCUCUGUUAAUUUAUUUGUAUGCGCUUGUAUAAUUUUUUUGGGUUGUUUAUUUUAUAACUUUCUCCUGUAACUGUCAUAAAUUUGUUCUAUUAAAGUAGAGGGCCAAUAGUAUUCAAUUCACAUUAUGUAAAAUGUUGCCAUAUACUGUGAUAUGGAUUGUAUCAAAACUAUACUAUUAUUCAUAGAUUAUGUUUGUAACCAAACUAGGUGUAAUUCUCCUGAGAUCUCCUAUACGGCUGUAAAAUGUGCUUAUUGUAUGUGGUAGUGCUACUCACGUGGUGGAUAUGCACUGUUAUUUGUCUUGGAAAGUCCCAAUUAUUUCUCAAAACACAUUUUUGUAUUUUUAUACACAUUUGAAUUUAAACUUGUUCAUUAAAUGUAGUUUGUCUAGUUUGGGAAUCAGUCACAUUUUUCUCAAUCUCUGGAAUAUGCCUAAUUGUUUUGAAAUAAAUGUAUCUUUACACAAAAGCCAUGAACCUUCUUGAAGCUUUGUCCCUUUUAAUCCAAGGAUACAAUAGCAUGGCUAAAAAGUACAACUUUAACUAUAAUGAAAUUGAAAGAGGACGAGUACAAUGAUUGUACUUCCACUAUACUGUCUGAACCAGCCAUCAUGAAGACGGUCUAUAUUAGCCAUAGAAUAUUACUAUCAUACUGUAUUAUAAAGGUGUGUGUGUCAUCGGGAGUAAUCAAAAACCCAAUAACGACCACCUGGAAAGAGGCAGGGCCAUUCCUAGUAUAAAUGGUGCACACCUGCAUUCAUUAGGCCUCUUUCCACCAACCAAACUGGUUCAACAGAGUCCAAAAGGUGCUUGUAUAGAAAUGUAAUGGCUGUGGUGUGUAGCCCAAAUGUUUAUAUUGUUUGUAUUUAACUACAAUGUUGUUUCUAACUAAACAUUCUAAUUGGAGGCCAUAUUUAAAGCCUCAAUUAUUGCUAUAGCCUGAGUGAUGAACACUGAUUGUUGCCAAUUUUGUAGCAACCAUGUAGAAUCUUAAAAGUUCAAGUAUAUUUCCUUUAUUGCCCACGAGAAGAUGCCCUGUUUUGACAUGGUUUGUGUUUUUAUAGUAAAACCAUCUGUCAUCAUCCUCAAACAAACCAUGUUUUUCAGAUCAUAUACAUUUUUGAAUAAUGAUGUAUUGUGUGAAGUAGGCUAGUCUCUAGCUGUUUAGUUAACGGUAAUCAACUGUCAUAUGCAUUUAAGGGAUAUUUUUAUUUUAUUUUUUAUGAUUCACCAACCUUGUCUAGGUUGUUGACCAACUCUUCUCUACGGUGCCUCCACAGAUGUUUCUGGCCAGCCCCUGAGUGGUAGUUUAAAAAGGUUUAUGCAAAUCAUUCUACGUGUUCUGGAAAAUUCAGAGGCAUAUUUGAAUGAUGUGGUAGUAUUGAGUGAAAUUUCCCAAGCAACGGUGAAGUACCUAGGAAAGGUGGUGGAUACUCUUGGUUUUACAGGCUGAUCAAGAUGUUCGACUUGAGGGCCACCAUAAUGUAUUUUAACACUAGGCCUACUUAAUAUGCAUGUAUUUGACAAUGUCUGUAACUUAUGUAUGUCGCUGUGGGUGUUUGUCUUUAUUUUUCGUUAUUUGAACUGCAGUAGCCUAAGUCUGUCAACGUAAUGUGUCGUUUUAUGGAACUAUAUCUGUGGUAAUCUUAAAUUGGUGUCUAAUUAAAUCUGUAAAAAUGAA